This is a messenger RNA of Colletotrichum abscissum, 396 nucleotides long. RefSeq lists its product as uncharacterized. Bases 1 to 396 code for a protein of 131 amino acids. The transcript has a single exon. The record is from RefSeq and is a predicted model, not a curated record. NCBI's taxonomy places the organism in Eukaryota, Fungi, Ascomycota, Sordariomycetes, Glomerellales, Glomerellaceae.
AUGGCCUUGAUUUUCCUGCUCCUUCAAACUUGUUAUUCAAGAGACGGCUGUCAUAAUCGGUAUCUGGGCUCGACGUACCCAACAGCAGAAAGACGUCGGACCUCAAAAAGGCAGUAUACAACUUACCUCGAUGGGACCGUUUCCUUUACGCCACAGUAUGACAGCUUGAUCAUUACCUCUCAUGCGCACUCGGCAAAAGACGUUAUACGACGUGUGCCCCGGACUACCUGUGCGACCUUGUUAUGCGAAUUCAGCCAAUGCACUGAUUUGUCCACGAACCAGUCCUUCGGAUACUGGUUCGUGGAUCGAAGACACCAGGCUCGAAAGACUUGUCUCAACUACCCGCCCCUGACUGCUGGAUCUGAGGGGAACUUCGUGCUGCUUGCCGUCGAAUAA